GCUGUCAUCCCCGAGCGCGAACCUGUGAUUUCCACGCGCGCAACGUUCCCGCCAUCUCGAUCGAGGCCUACCUGCAGCGCAUCCUCAAGUACUGCCCGACCACGAACGAGGUCUUUCUCGCGCUCCUCGUCUACUUUGACCGCAUGGCGCGCAUCGGCCUCGAGGCGCAGAGGCUCGGCCUGCCCCGCGACCGCGGCGACGCGCACCACCCGGCCUCGGCGGCGGCGGGCACGACCGGCGGCGGCGGCGGCGGCGAGGGCCAGCAGCAGCAGCAGGACGCCGGCGGCGGCGCGCCCAACCCGAACAAGCUGUUCGCGAUCGACAGCUUCAACGUGCACCGCCUCGUCAUUGCCGGCGUCACCGUCGCGAGCAAGUUCUUCAGCGACGUGUUCUACACCAACUCGCGCUACGCCAAGGUCGGCGGCCUCCCGCUCCACGAGCUCAACCAGCUCGAGCUCCAGUUCCUCCUCCUCAACGACUUUCGCCUCAAGAUCCCGACCGACGAGCUGCAGCGCUACGCCGACCAGCUCAUCCUGUACUGGGUCGGCCGCAACGGCACGAGCAACCCGGCGGCGGCGGCCGCGGGACGGUCGCGCGCCGCGAGCCGCGCGAGGACGCCGACGACGUCGACCGGCGCUGGCGGCGGCGACGGCGGUGGCGGCGCGCACGACUACGAGCCGAGCGAGGCGGUCGAGACGCCACCGCUCACGCGGUCGGCCGUCGCUGCUGCGUCGGCGCAGGCGCGGCAGAGCGCGACCAGCGGCUCGACGCCCGGCUCGUCCUCGGCCUCGGCCGCGCAGCAGCAGCAGUACGGCGCCGCACACUCGUCGUCGUCGUACCCAGCGCACCUCGCCCACUCGUCGAGCAGCAGCGGCGCGCGCAUCCCGAGCGGCGGCGGCGGCGGCGGCGACGCGCACGGACCCACGUUCGGCACGCCGACGCAGCGCGACCGCGACCGUCUCGGCUCGUCGUCGUCGUCGCUCUCGCGACGCGCCGGGCCUCCCGCCGCGCACGCGCACGCGCAGGCGCAGAGCCCGCACCGGCCCCGGAGCAUCCGGAGCCACCCGUCGACGAGCAGCAGCUUCAGCAGCAGCACGGUGACGCCUGGGACGCCGAGCACGACGCGCGCCGACGACGACGACGACGAUGAGGACGAUGGGUGGGGCGACGAGGAGGACGAGGACGACGAGGAGGGUGCGGCAGAGGGCAAGGAGCGCGGGAGGGUCGGGCACGUGACGGCGCGGGAGGGCUCGCGGUCGAGGUCGAGGGCGAGGGCCGGCAGCUGGGGCGUCGCGGCGGGCGAGCCGAUGCAGGAGGACUGAGGAGGGAGUAAGCGAGCGAGGGUGGCUCGUCGCAGUGUCUAUCUCUUUCGCGCCCGCCGUGCUGUGCCGUGCCGUGCCGUAUCGUCGUGCUCCUCUUUCCUCCUCCUCCUCCUCUAGACGUCUCUCGUUCGCCGUACAUACCUUGUCGGCUCUCUGUCGUCCUCUUUGCCGCACCUGUGCUCGUAAUGCAGCUGUCGAGCAGCUCG
Molecule: messenger RNA, 1528 nt
Organism: Rhodotorula graminis WP1
Lineage: Eukaryota; Fungi; Basidiomycota; Microbotryomycetes; Sporidiobolales; Sporidiobolaceae
Exons: 2
Coding region: 144-1322 (392 amino acids)
Biological process (GO): regulation of cyclin-dependent protein serine/threonine kinase activity
Cellular component (GO): cyclin-dependent protein kinase holoenzyme complex; nucleus
Molecular function (GO): protein kinase binding; cyclin-dependent protein serine/threonine kinase regulator activity
Source: RefSeq, a predicted model, not a curated record